AUGUUCGCUACGAGGUUUGAUCCUCUAGGGGGGAAGAUUCCGGCAAAGAGAGCAAGCAAGGACGAUAAUGACAAAGAGAAACGGAAGAAAGCCAGAAAAGAACCAGAUGUGAAAGUUCGAAAGAGUGUUCACAAGCACAAGAAAGAACACCACAAAAAGACAGAACAGUCGAAGAAAGAGAAAUCGGAUUCUUCAAAGGAUAUUGGAGCUAAUGAGAAAGAUGACGUGGAAAAGGAUGAAUCGGCAAAGUUGGAAAAAGAUGAUGAUGGGGAUAUAAUAAUGAGUUCAGAGGAAGAGAGUAGUAUCGACAAAGCAAUCAUACAAACUAAAAGUAAAGCCAAAAGUGCAGCAUUACGGCGUUAUAAGCGUGCAUUAGAAAUGCAGGACAAAAUAACAGAUGAUGCUAAGGUAUCCUCAGAGAAUGCAGUUCCAGAAACUGAAUUCGCUGAAAUUAGAAAUGUUGCCCCAAUGCCACAACCAAAGUUACCACGAGACCGUAGUCUUGCAUCACAGGCAGCAAAAAACAAGAAUUUACAAUGGCUAGCGAAACCGGAUUAUCAUGCAACGGAUAUCAAACAACGAUUUGACUCUUUUGAGCCAAAAUUGGACGAGAAACUUGUAUCCAACUUGAAGACAGAGUUUGGCAUUGAAGAAGCUUUUUCGGUUCAGGUUAACGUCAUUCAAAGCAUCAUGAAGGCGGUCACAAAGAAUAGACUAGACCCGAGACCAUAUGGUGACUACUUAGUUAAUGCUGCAACAGGAUCUGGUAAGACUUUAGCAUAUUUGAUACCGGUUGUGGAAGCUUUGAAAAAUAGAGUUGUUCCAAGAGUUCGAUGUAUAAUCCUUGCACCAACUAAACCUCUUGUUAACCAGGUGUAUUUGACAUUGCUUAAACUUACCAAAGGAUUCGAUUUAAACAUAAUUGCUCUAAGAAGCGGAGAAAGCCUUCGCAUUGAGCAUGAUAGGUUUGUGAAUAAUCAUCCUGAUAUAAUUGUUGCAACGCCUGGAAGAUUGGUGGAUCAUAUCUCAAAGUUCGAUCUUGAUUUGAGUCAGCUAAGAUUUCUAGUUGUUGAUGAGGCUGACAGACUUUUGAAUCAGUCCUUUCAGAACUGGUGUGACGUGCUAGUGGGGAAAAUAGAGGCAGAACAAGAGGAUGAUCAGGACUCGAAUAGCUUUUAUAACAAGUUUAAAAUUCAUUGCGUUAAAGUUAUCCUCAGUGCUACAUUAACCACAAACUCGGAAAAGCUUUCGCAUCUCAAACUUUUCAAACCAAACCUUGUCGUUAUCAACAACUCUGAGGAAUUGGUUCACGAACUAUAUCAAUUACCGCCGCAUUUGGAAGAAUACUAUAUCAAUAUACCAGAAGCAUUGUCAUUCUACAAACCAUUGAUUUUCUUGCGUUUUCUUCUCGAUCAACCAGACCUUAUAGAUCACGGCUUGAUAUUCACCAAGUCGAAUGAGACUGCAGUGAGACUUUCACGUUUACUUCAGUUGCUUUCAUCGGACAGUAAUCAAAAGUUGUCUGUUCUUUGUAUAAAUUCAGCAACAAAGAGUAGCCAAAAGCGCAAAAUCUUAAAAGAGUUCGACAUUAAUGGUGGAAUCCUUAUUGCGACUGACUUGAUGAGUAGAGGUUUGAAUUUUGAUUCAAUCAAGUUUGUUGUCAAUUAUGAUCUUCCACUUUCCACAAAGGAAUACAUACAUAGGGUUGGAAGAACUGCUCGUGCGAAUAAGCAAGGUCGUGCAUUUUCAUUUUGCUUUGGCGAAGGAGAUUUCCGCUGGUUUAAGAAGUUGGUUUUCUCCGGUGGUGUUAUCAACAGAAAUGGUAAAGAUGUCCACCAAAUCAAAUUUAUCAGAAGGGAUGAAAUAACGGGCGAUGGUGCAGAAUUUGCAUUGGACUUGAGUGAUGAUGACAAGACACACUAUGAUAGUUGCCUUGGAAAGUUAAAGGAUGAGGUUCUCGGCUAA
Molecule: messenger RNA, 1965 nt
Organism: Brettanomyces bruxellensis
Lineage: Eukaryota; Fungi; Ascomycota; Pichiomycetes; Pichiales; Pichiaceae
Exons: 1
Coding region: 1-1965 (654 amino acids)
Cellular component (GO): nucleus
Molecular function (GO): nucleic acid binding; ATP binding
Source: RefSeq, a predicted model, not a curated record